Messenger RNA from Brassica oleracea var. oleracea, 1605 nucleotides. RefSeq names its product E3 ubiquitin-protein ligase RHF2A-like. Gene Ontology annotation, molecular function: ubiquitin-protein transferase activity. The record is from RefSeq and is a predicted model, not a curated record. Lineage: Eukaryota; Viridiplantae; Streptophyta; Magnoliopsida; Brassicales; Brassicaceae. The transcript is spliced from 8 exons. The coding region runs from base 249 to 1385 and encodes 378 amino acids.
AAAGAAAGGUGUCUCGAGUCAAAAGAGACAACGCGCAAAGAGAAGAGAAGAGAAGAAACGAAAGAGUCUUUUAUCUUUCCAUAUAUCUAUCUCCCUCUCCUUUAUUUCUUCUCAUCCAUUAUCAUCGGGGUGAAUCUAGGGUUUUGUUUUCUCUCGCAACCCCCUAGAUACAUUCCUUUCAUCGUGUUCCUCCUUUAUUAUCUCUCUCUCUCUCUCUUUCAUCUCCUUAGCUCAUCAUCACGACUUCAAUGGAGGGAGCGGGAGACAAGACGACGUCGUCUGACGACGGGCAUUUGACGUCAGCAGCAGCUUUUGUUCAAGGGGGAAUCCAAGAUCCUUGUGAUGAUGCCUGUAGCAUUUGUCUUGAACUCUUCUGCGAUUCUGAUCCUUCAACUUUGACUAGUUGCAAGCAUGAGUUUCAUCUUCAAUGCAUCCUUGAGUGGUGUCAAAGGAGUUCACAGUGCCCAAUGUGUUGGCAAUCAAUUAGUCUCAAAGAUCCCACUAGUCAGGGGUUGCUUGAGGCUGUUGUACAGGAGAGGAGUUUCCGCUUCAAUCCACCUAGAAACGCCACCAUAUUUCGUCAUCCAACUCUUGGUGAUUUUGAGUUACAACAUCUCCCAGUAGGGGUGGAUAAUGCAGAGAUUGAAGAACGUAUCAUUCAGCACUUGGCUGCUGCUGCUGCUAUGGGCCGAGCAAGACAUGGUGCAAGAAGAGAAGGUCACAGAAGCAGGUCAUCAACUCAAGGUCAUCCACAGCUCAGGGUGUUCUCUCCGCAUUCCAAUGCUUCUCCACCUCAUCCUCCAAUGCCUUCCUCUCCAUCCCAAAGAGAUGAGAGUGAAACAAUCACAAACCUUCCUAUUUCUCAUCAAAAUACUUUAGGGGAGGGAUCUCUUCAUUCAAACAUGCAGCCACCAACUUCUUCUCAACCCCGCCAGGUUUCUCCUUCAAACAGCAGGUCUCCUAAUCAGCAUACCUCUAGUGAUCAAGAUAGAGCUGGACCAUCAGAGCUCCAAUCAUUUUCAGAAUCUCUAAAGUCUCGACUAAAUGCUGUCUCAAUGAGAUACAAAGAAUCAAUAUCAAAGAACACGAGGAGCUGGAAAGAUAGAUUCUUUUCACGCAGCACUUCCAUUGCAGAUCUUGGCUCUGAGGUUAAAAGAGAGGUCAGUGCCGGAAUCGCCACUGUGUCCCGCAUGAUGGAACGUUUAGAAACGAGAGAAGACAGUACUAGACCAGGGACUGAACCUGUAUCAUCAAAUGGCUUAGAUAACAACACUCCUGCUGAACCAAACAAUGAGCAUAGUAGAAGAUCAGAAGCGGGUGAUGCACAUUCUUUGAAUGAAAGAGGUGUUAAAGGAACAUGUGCGGCUGCAUCUGGUUCUGGCUAAUAAAACUAGUGCCAGCAUCUUGUUGGCAAAGAGACGAGAAGAUGUUUUUAUUGUGAAACUAUGCUAUAUAUAAAUAUACCGAGUCUGAAGUUCAGAGGUGUGGGAGCAUUAGGAAGAGUUUUUGAUUCUAAAAUAAUAAUAAAAAGUUUAUUUAAGACCAAAAUGAGGAUUGCUUCAGAGAUAAACCCCAUGUGUCGUGCGUUGGUCUGUAUGUUGUUAU